GUUUUUUGCCCAUGAGUCACAAUUCAUCUCUAAUCUUCCUCGGGGGAGGUGGGAUUUGCUAUCUUUAGUGCUCACGACUGCUGCUUUCCCGGGCUGAGCAUCCCGCUGAGCCUGGACUCCUGCUGCAGGGAUGCUGACCUGGCAGCCGGCACGGAGACGCGGCCGCGUUUCAAUCCUGCUCCCUGUUUCUCUCGCCUUCACCACCAGCUGCCUUUGUGCAGUGGGUGCCGCAGUAUAAAUCAUGUUAAUUCCUGAGAUGCUUUUCCGCGACAGCUCCAAAAGGAAGCUCGGUGAGGGGAGAUUUGCCUGCUGGAGGAUGGGGUGCACAGGGCUGGGCUGUCUGGCAGCACUGGCCAUGCUCUGCGGGGCUCUCGGGGAUGCUCCCAGCAGAGGCAUCAAAUGUGGGGGAGUACUUUCAGCACCUUCUGGCAAUUUCUCCAGCCCCAACUUCCCGGGGCUGUAUCCCUACGAGACAGAGUGCACGUGGCUCAUCGUGGUGGCCGAGGGCUCCUCUGUCCUGCUCUCCUUCAGCCACUUCGAGCUGGAGUACCACGACACCUGCGCCUACGACUACCUCCAGGUCUACAACGGGGCUGCCCGGGACCAGGGCAACCUCCUGGGCACCUUCUGUGGCCACAGCCCCCCGCCACCCUUCUCCUCCGCCUGGCAUGUCAUGGCCGUGGUCUUCCGCUCCGACCGGCACGUGGCCAAGCACGGCUUCGCCGCUGCCUACAAGAAAGACGCCUGCGGUGGGCAGCUGACGGGGCUCUCUGGGGAGAUCACCAGCCCCCGCUACCCCGAGAGUUACCCCAACGAUGCCGAGUGCCGCUGGAGCAUCGGGGGGGCCGGCGGCGGUGGCCCCCUCACCCUGGUGUUUGCUGACUUCCAGAUGGAAGGGGGCCAAGGCUGUGGCUUCGACUACGUGGCCCUUUUUGAUGGCCCCACCGUCACUGCCCCCCGCCUGGGACGUUACUGCGGCAGCGCCCGCCCGCCCCGCACCAUCUCCUCCACCCCACACCUCUUCAUCAUCUUCAAGUCAGACUUCAACAUCGGUGGCAGGGGCUUCAAGGCCCAUUUCUACUCGGGCGAGUGCCAGGAGGUGUUUACCACCAUCAAAGGGAAUUUCUCCAGCCCUCAGUACCCCAACUUCUACCCCAACAACCUCAAGUGCCAGUGGAGCAUCCAGCUGCCCCCAGGCUACCGGGUCAAGGUCUUCUUCCUGGAUAUGGAGCUGGAGGGCCGGAGCAGCCUGACGGGUGGCUGUGACUACGAUCACUUGUCUGCCUUUGAUGGUGGCACCGAGAACGGGUCCCUGCUGGGACGGUGGUGUGGACGGGAGAGCCUGGCACCCGUCACCUCCCGCAGCAACCAGCUGCUCCUGGUCCUCCACACCGACCGCAACACGGCCAAGAGGGGCUUCUCCAUCUCCUACGUGGGAGUUGUGCCCAUGAACGUCAGCUGCACCCGAACAGACUUCCACAUCCAGAUCCCCAUGCAGUCCCUGGCCCAGCUGGAGAGGAAUAGGAUUUAUUUGGGGACCCCCUCCUGUGCAGCCCAGGUGGUUGGCAGGAACUUUAAAAUACACACCAGGUUCGACACCUGUGGCACUGAAUCUCAGAGACGCAACAACACGUCUGUCAUCGUCAGCACCCUCUACAUUGAUUUUUCAGUGGGAGACCAGGAGGACAUCCACCAGUACGAGGUGCAGUGUGAGCCAAAGAAGAAGGAAGCCUCAGUGACCCUUAUUGCUGGUCCUGAUCCAUCCAGGCUCAGCCAGGCAGAAAACCUGGUGGAUGCCCAGCAGUGGGAGGGGGAAGCGAUCGAUGCCCGUGAAAUCAAGAGCCAGGACACCAGCGACAUCGUCUUCAUCAGUAUCUGCAUCCUGGCUGGGCUCCUCAUGGUCAUUGCAGUGGUGGGGCUGGUGCUUCUGUAGGAUGCUCUUUCCACUCUCCAGGGAUUGCAGUCCCAGUCCAGGGCAGAAGGGCACCCCAAAAUCCACCCUUACCCCAGGCUGAACCCUAACACAGCUACCCAAACAGAGACACAGCUCCCAGGCCCUGAAACUGAGCCUGAACCCAACCUCCACCUUCUCUUAGUGCCUGAAAAUUCUGGGCAAUAGGCAGCCGUUUCCCUUCCCAAUUUGUUUUCCUCUGUCUCAAUCUGUCCAUUUGGCUCAGGAAUGCAGUUCUUGCGCUCCCUAACUCUUCCCGCACCUGCUUCAAUUUGUUUUCCCUGUAGUGCUGCUGCUUUCAGGAAAGUAACGUUGUUUGCCGAUGGCUGCAAAUCUUCCUGUCAAUUAUUUCUAGCUGAAUUCUUGGAUGUACAAACCAUCCCCAAAUGUAGCUAUAUUCCCAACAAAUGUUCUCCGUGCUCCCGGCCCAUGCUUGGGGGGGACUGUGGAGCUGUGUUACGGGGAUCUCCACCUGGCACACACAGAUGUAGCUCAUGUAGGUGCUCCCAGGUGAUGUUUCUGGGUGUCUGUGGGUGAUGUGAUGAGAUGCAUUUGCUGUGCCCUGGAGCUCCUCGUUUGAUCUUCUCAUGUUGUCUCACUUCUCGCAGGACUCACCUGAGUGCCUCAGCCACCAGCAGCUGGAGGGGAGGAGAACAACCCUCUUCUCCUCUGCGUUUUCCUCCUUUCUAGCAUAUCCAGGUGUCCACGGCUGUAAACUCUCUACCAGCAUUACUCCUGAAGUUUGAAAAUACGGGCAAAUCCUGCUAUGGCUUGGGGAGAUGCUGGAGUGCAGAGGUUUUGGUAACCCUAUAAAGACAGCCUUGGCAAGAGGGGCUGGCUCCCCUGGGACCUCAGUGACACCAGAUCUCCCCUCGUGGCCAGUGAAAGGACUGAUGUCCUGCUUCCCUCUGGGACAGUUCUGUUCAUCAGAGGAAGCAGCAGCCAAGGAAUAGGAUGAUGAUCCAGCAGCUUUUCCUCCUGGAUUGCACCAGCCCUGCAGGAGUGUCUGGGGAGGGAAGAAGGCACAGAGCUGCGCAUGCCUCCUAAUGAGGAGCCUUCGUUAUCGGAGCCCGGAUUGAUUUGGCGUUUGUUGGUGCAACACAUCGGCAAAUGAGAGAUUUCCGAGGGAAAUAUUUGCCAGCACCGUUAAGCUCCAUUAAGGGAAUGUUUUGAGAUCCUGUUGUGUGCAGAGAUGGUAAACAAGGCCAGCCUCCCCCACUGCCUGCAAAGCCUCGCUGCUGGUUAAUUGCUGGGUAUAGAACUGUCAGCUUGAGACCAUAGUUACAAGAUUUGACAACUGAAAGAAACUUAAAGAUAUAAUUAACCUUCUUGGUGGCCCAGAUUUUGCUGAAACAGGUGAGCACUGCGGCUGCUCGUGCCUGGCAGGGAGCCCACAGCACCCAGCAGCAUCCAGCCCUUGCCUGGAGGACAGGUAUUCCUCACCCAGCCAGAGCCUUCAGAACCCUGCGAUUUGCAGGGGAAAAGGCUUUUCUGGAUAGUUGUUUGUGUUGCACUCAAAUAAGGAGUUGGACCUGGUCACCCCAGGGAGGGUUUCCAGCUCUGGCUCCAGUUCACAACCACCCAAGCAUCCCUGGGUGAAGUGCUCCCCUGCACACAUCCCUGCAGAUGCAGGACUGGUGCUGUGGGAGCAGCUCUGCUCCUGAGUCAGGGGGAUCCCCAGCAGCCCCAGGCCUGCAGGGUGUUUUCCAGGGAACAUGGACAGGGUGAUUAACGCACGUCUCCAAAAGCUCUUUACCCACUUGUUUUUGAUGGCAUUUACAGCUGUAUCUGCCACCAGCAGUGAGCCACUCGAGCCAGUCAUCUCACUUGGAGUGAGGAAAGCCUCUGGUGCUCACCAAACACCAGCCUUCCAGUCCUCCUGUACCAUGUCUCAGCCUCUCCACUAGAUUUAGGCAUCCAGUCUCUCCCUGCCCUGCAGGAAUUUGCUCACUGGCAUCUCCUGUUAAGUCAGUCCUGUAAGUCUUCCCUGACUUACUGCCCCAGCUGGGGCUGGAGCCCAGCAGGGAUGGGGGGGGCUGCCCAGGUAAUUUCCUGAAACAAGCCCUUCUUCUCAUGUAAAAGCUGCUCAGAUGAGUGGCAAAUAGAUAUGGAAUCCAUCACUAGCACUCCUUCCCUCCACUCUGUCUGUGCUCCUCACACAUCAGGCCUCAGUUUCCCUCCUUAGCAUUUGCCCGGUGCUUCCUGAGAAGCGGGAAAGCAGCAGCCACAGGCAGUGCUCCCAUUGCUCAUCUGAUUAUUUAUUUAGAGCAUGAUGGCUGGAUUGAGCCAGGCUGGAUGCAGCCUCCUUGUUUCCUGGCUUUGCUUAUGGAUGUGGAGUCUUGUCUCUCCGGAGCAGACAAAGGUUUGGCUGUUGUGUGGGAGGGAGAGCCUCUCUUACCCCUCUUCAAACGUCUGUGUGCAAAUCCAGUGAAGAAUUGUUGAAAAAUCGUAGAUCAUAGAAAAUGGCACUGCAAGAGCCCCCAGGGGAUCAGUUGGUUUAUUCCUCUCCUUCCCUGGGGAGAUCGCUCCUACCGGAGAGAAGCUGUUCUAAAAUAUCUGAAAAAUCUCAGCCACGCUCUCUGUGUUUUCUCUGUUUACCAGGAAGGUUUUCCUGAUGUGUCACACUGUGAGGGUGGCUGCUGGGGGAUGUGCUUUUGUGCUGCUGCAAUGGACAAGAGAAUGAUGGUGGGAGUGCCCCAAAAUGGGCACUGCUGCUGGCACGAGACCCUGCUCCCUCUGCCUGGAGGCCCUUCCCAGGCAAUUUAUUCUAUGUAAUGUUCACUGUAAGUUUUCUGUGGUGGCACCCACAGUCCUCUUUGGCUGGACCCUCCCUCAUUGCUCUGCCCAGAGGGUUAUUUGCAUCUCUUCUGUUUUUAUA
This is a messenger RNA of Poecile atricapillus (Black-capped chickadee), 4829 nucleotides long. It is a transcript of the gene CDCP2, whose product is annotated as CUB domain containing protein 2. The transcript is spliced from 7 exons. NCBI's taxonomy places the organism in Eukaryota, Metazoa, Chordata, Aves, Passeriformes, Paridae. The coding region runs from base 242 to 1933 and encodes 563 amino acids. The record is from RefSeq and is a predicted model, not a curated record.